CAGACGCACCGUCGCUCCUUUGUACAUACCCCGGACAGGCCCCAGCGCGCCGCACCCGCACCAUAUGUCGAAACCGUACUAUGGCCCCAACGAGGACGAGACGACGAUCAACCUCGAACGCUUCUUCCUCGCCGGGGACUUCGUCGCAGGCGUAGGCUACGGCGUCCACCUCGUCCUCUGGACAUCAUGUGCACUAUACCUAUGGAAGCAGAGGCACCGCGGCUGGCGGACCACCUUCCUCCUCGCCUACAUCACCGUCCUCCUUAUCGUCGAGACCAUGUUCGCCGUCGUCCAGGCCCGCACUGUGCAGGAGCUCUACAUCGAGAACCGGAACUACCCCACCGGGCCAUGGCAGUACUUCCUCGACACCCAGAACCUCGCGAUCAACGUCAUAUUCUACGCGACGCUCUUCGUCAUGACCUUCAUGUGCGACACCCUCAUGCUCUGGCGUAGCUGGAUCAUCUGGACUGCAUCAGGUCGCACAACAGCAUACCUCGUCAACCUCUUCCCCUUCCUCAUGCUCGUCGCAUCCUUUGUCAUGGGUACACUUUGGACGCUGCAGUCGAGUCAUCCAGGGCUCUCCCUCUACAGCAAGCAGCCACUCGCAUACGGCACCGCCUACUACACAAUCUCCCUCGGGGUAAACGUCAUCCUCACCGCCCUCAUCAUCGCGCGCCUCCUCGCCUACCGCCGCACGCACCUCGCGCACCUGCCCCCCGCGCACGCCCAGCAAUACCUCUCGCUCGCCGCGCUCAUCGUCGAGAGCGCCGCGCUCUACUCCGCGUUCGCGAUCGCCUUCCUCGUCUCGUACGCGAUGAACGCGCCCAUCAACCAGAUCUGGCUCGGGUUCGCGUCCGGGGCGCAGCCGAUCGCGACGUACCUCAUUAUUUACCGCGUCGCGGACGGGACAGCGUGGACGAAGGACACGAUGGACCAGACGCUCACGUCGAUGAACUUCCACCAGGCGGGCCUCCCGAUGGGCGUGGGUGUCUCGAAGGGCUCGCCGUCGGAUGUGCGGUUCACCACUGAGUUCUCGGUCUCGGGGCUGGACGCGGAGUCGGCGCGCGAGAAGUGAGUUGGGCGGCGGGGUUUGGUUUGGUGCCAGUAGAGCUGGUUGUAGUGUUUUGAGAUGCCUGUAUACCAUUUCGCC
Messenger RNA from Trametes versicolor FP-101664 SS1, 1150 nucleotides. RefSeq lists its product as uncharacterized. The coding region runs from base 65 to 1075 and encodes 336 amino acids. The transcript is spliced from 4 exons. NCBI's taxonomy places the organism in Eukaryota, Fungi, Basidiomycota, Agaricomycetes, Polyporales, Polyporaceae. The record is from RefSeq and is a predicted model, not a curated record.